Molecule: messenger RNA, 228 nt
Organism: Myotis daubentonii (Daubenton's bat)
Lineage: Eukaryota; Metazoa; Chordata; Mammalia; Chiroptera; Vespertilionidae
Product: SNRPN upstream reading frame protein-like
Cellular component (GO): nuclear speck
Source: RefSeq, a predicted model, not a curated record
AUGAGGACCAAUUUUGUAAGAGGCCAGGGACACUUACACUUGAGACGGAAUACGGAACAGCACACACCAGGUGUGAAAGUCCAAGUCAAACGUAGAAAGACAGCCUCAUUGAGCAACCACGGGUGUCAGCUGUCCCUGAGGCGAUCUCAGCAGCAGCAAGUGCCUGCGGUGGGAUUCCAGGGGGAACCAAGGCAGGCAUUCUUAGCUGAGACACCAAGAGGCGGUUGA